Molecule: messenger RNA, 928 nt
Organism: Zonotrichia leucophrys gambelii
Lineage: Eukaryota; Metazoa; Chordata; Aves; Passeriformes; Passerellidae
Product: hepatic lectin-like
Exons: 6
Coding region: 161-799 (212 amino acids)
Source: RefSeq, a predicted model, not a curated record
AUUGGCUCCAAGCCCAAAAAUCCAGCCCCAAAAAAUUCUUGGAUUAAAUUUUAACCCUCUGGAGAGGAAGGAGGAACUGAAACAAUCCCAGGAUCAUCCCCGGCGUGCCCCUGUGGCCUCUGAUCCAGAAAAUCAAAAAAAUCCCCCCAGCAAUCCCAGGAUGGACGAGGAGGAGCUCCAGGAUGACCUGCGCCUCUUCCCAGGUGGCGGGGCGCUCCCGGCGCGGCUCCGCUCCUUCCCGGCCGUGUACCUGAGCCUGGCGCUCUCCUCGCUGCUCCUGCUGGGCCUCAGCGCCCUGGCGCUGGCCAGAGUUUCCUCCAUUUCUUCCAAACUCCACCAGGAGAAACAGGAGUGGAAUUUUUCCAGUUGGGAUUCCUUCCUGUUCCCGUGCGGGGCGGAUUCCCGGGAAUGGGAAUAUUUCUCUGGGAAUUGUUAUUAUUUCUCGCUGGCACGGAUGAGCUGGGAGCGGGCGCGGGAGCGGUGCCGGGAGCGCCGCGCCGACCUGGCCGUGGUGGGCAGCUUCGCCGAGCAGCAGUUCCUGAUGUCCCGCGCGCGGAAUGAGCGCUUCUGGAUCGGCCUCACCGACCGGAAUUCCGAGGGAAACUGGGAAUGGGUCGAUGGCACUGACUACAAAUCCUCCUUCACGUUUUGGCGGGAGGGGGAGCCCAACGACAGCGGGAACAACGAGGAUUGCGCUCACCUCUGGAUCUCCGGGAAGUGGAACGACGUCCACUGCACCUUCGAGUGCUUCUUCGUCUGCGAGCGCCCCCUUGCCCAAAAAUCCCCAUUUUCCCACUAAAAUUCGGGAUCCCCAUUCCCAAUUUUCCCGAUUUUCCCACCCCCUCGCAGGGCUGCGGCACAAAAUUCCAAAAACAACCGGGAAUUUUUUAGGGGAAUAAAAGGAGAUUCCUGCUCUGGUUUGGGCGAA